CCAAAACAGGCGACUCGUGUUACUCCUUCUUUGACCCUUCUUUACCUAAAGAUCACAAUUUUGCAUAGGCUGCGAUUUGUACUUGGUUCUUCUUGCUAUAGCAGAAGCAGAUUUUGUUGCGAUAGCACCUUCCUUUGAACGGGUGGCGCGGGACCUAUUAUUGUACGGCCGUCAAUCCUUUGCAUCGAUCGCAUUCAACACCACACGCUCUUCACAAUGACAACAGAAAUCGCGGCUGGUACCCCUCUCGCGGAGGCCUUGAGCAAUGCCAUCCAGCCCAAACUCGCAGAGAUGGGUUGGACCUCCGACGGCGGUGAUGAUUCAGCUUUGAUUGAAUACAUUAUCCUGAUGCUAGUCAAUGGCAAAAGUCAAGAACAGAUCGCAGACGAACUUUCCAAUGAUUUGCUCGGCCUUGGCAGUGAAGGAGAUACACAGGCUUUGGAGUUCUCAAGGUGGCUCUUCGAACAGGUCGAAGUCCUUAAUCGACAGAUCAACGGCGGUGGCGCACCGGUCGCAAACGAGACGGCACAGGCUAUCCCGUCGUUCAACGACCAAACAGCGACCUCGCAAGAGGGUAAUGGAGGAGGAGAUCAGGAUGCGACUAUGAACAUGGUUGAUGGCUCGCACACGGACGAUUCGAUACCUACAGGACCGAAGGCGAUGCGUGGCGGCCGCCAAGCUGGGAGGGGUCGGAUGUUGAACCAGAUCAACAGAGCUUUAGAUCGCAACAGUGACUCAACUUUACACCGUGUCCGCGGUCAACAUGGCCGGAUCAAUUCUCAUGGUCGGGACCACACCAAAGGACGGCCUCAUCAGAACGGUGGGGGUAGGCGGCAAAUGAAUAACGGACUGCCCAUGGGUGCCGCCCAAUCGAUGAUGAACAUGAGCCCGCAAGAUCAGAUGCACUUGAUGUCGCUGCUCGAGGAACAAGCUCGGAUGAUGGCGCAGCUCAUGCCGGGAUUUGUCUCACCUGCGAUCAACCCGGCCUUUCAACAAAACAACCAACAGCAACAAGGGCGCUCCUUGUUCGACCGUGUUGAGCGUCAAGGACGCCCGCAUGGUAACGUCUCUAAUCGUGCCCAGCACCAUGGCGUCUCGGCAAAAUCACCCACCGACGGCGACAUGGACACCAAGCCUGAUGGCGCACAGGAUGAGAGCAAUACCGACAGUGUCUGCCGCUUCAAUCUUCGCUGUACCAGAAAAGACUGCCCCUUUGCGCACCAGUCGCCGGCUGCCCCGGAAGGCACUCCUGUGGACGUGGCCGAUAUAUGCUCAUACGGCGCCGCGUGCAAAAACCGGAAAUGUACAGGGCGCCAUCCUUCUCCCGCCGUCAAGUCCGCACACCAGGCCGAGGAGCUCUGCAAGUUCUUCCCCCAUUGUACCAACCCUCACUGCUCCUUCAAACACCCGUCAAAACCUCUGUGCCGCAACGGUGCCGACUGCACUGCAGAAGGUUGCCAAUUCACCCAUCUUCAAACACCUUGCAAAUUCAACCCAUGCCUCAACCCAAACUGUCCUUACAAGCAUGCGGAAGGCCAGAAAGGUGCCUUCUCCGACAAAGUCUGGACUCCGGAUCAGAACAAGCCCCGUGUCAGCGAGAGAAAGUUUGUUUCAGAUGAGGAUGCUGCUGAAGAGCUGAUCAAGCCGGGUGCUGCCAGCGAGGAUGGCAAUCAGAACCAGGAAAUUAUAACGUGAUACCCCCGAACGCUACGAUAUCUCCUAAUUUUGAAUGGUCAUACACGGGGCCUCAGUUGAACUAGAACUUUGCUUCAAAACAGAUUGUCCGAGCUUGAUUCUCAUGUAUUAUUCUCAUUUGUGGACGAUGGCUGGCUGGAAGGGCGUUUGUUGAUUUUCUCACCGAUUCAUGGGAGCAGUGUAAUGACAGAACAUCAUGUUGGCUUGUAAAUAGAAUAUGGGUAUCCAUGAACGGCUUCGAAAUGCGUC
Messenger RNA from Aspergillus novofumigatus IBT 16806, 1944 nucleotides. Its product is annotated as mRNA-binding protein NAB2. Gene Ontology annotation, cellular component: nucleus; cytoplasm. Gene Ontology annotation, molecular function: poly(A) binding. Gene Ontology annotation, biological process: regulation of mRNA stability. The record is from RefSeq and is a predicted model, not a curated record. NCBI's taxonomy places the organism in Eukaryota, Fungi, Ascomycota, Eurotiomycetes, Eurotiales, Aspergillaceae. The transcript is spliced from 2 exons. The coding region runs from base 217 to 1695 and encodes 492 amino acids.